AUGUGUCAAAGAUUAUUAACUUUUUUGGAUGACUGGAUUUUGGAACCUUUAUUAACGUUGCGAAGGUUAGCACAUAUAAUUAUUUUGUUUACUCCAGUCAUUGCUACAACGCCUAUAAUAUUCUUGGGCGCAAAAGCGAAUGGAACUGAAGAGCGAUCAGGAACACUUUGGUGGUACGAUUUUUUAGCAAAACAAAUGGAAAGAGCAGGCCCCACAUUUAUUAAGUUAGCACAAUGGAUUGCUUCACGUACAGAUCUUUUCCCGUUAUCAUUAUGCUAUCGUCUAUCCAAGUUACACUCACAUGUAGACCCUCAUUCUUUCAAAUAUACACAAAAGGUGAUUGAGGAAGCGUUUGGUAGGCAGUUAGAUCAAGUAUUUUUGAAACUUGAGCCAAAGCCAUUAGGUGUUGGAGCUAUUGCUCAAGUUUAUAAGGCUACACUAAGAUCCAAUAUUUUACCGGAUUAUGAGAGUCGGGAAGUAGCCAUUAAGGUGCUUCAUCCUAAAGCACGACAUAUCGUACAGCGUGACCUAACUAUUAUGGAAUAUGGAGCCAAAUUAAUUACUCUGAUACCUACCAUGCAAUGGCUUUCCUUGCCUGAUGAAGUUCGUGUGUUUGGUGAGAUGAUGAUGGAACAAUUAGACCUUCGAGGAGAAGCUCAUAAUCUAUGUCGCUUUAACGACUAUUUUCAAAAUGAUCGUAAUGUGAAAGUGCCCAAGCCUUAUCGGCAAUUUUCUACACGUGAUAUGCUGAUUGAAGAAUAUGAGAGAUCAAUUCCAUUGGAUCUGUUUUUAAAGCAAGCAAGCUAUGCAAGACAACAUGAAUUGGAGCCUGUAUUUGCAAAAAAAUUGGCUGAUAUAGGGCUUAAUGCCUUCUUGCAUAUGCUGAUUUUUUUUAAUUUUGUACAUGCAGAUUUACAUCCAGGUAAUAUCAUGGUUGAAUUUUAUAAGCCUUCCGUUUAUCAUCCACUACGAUCGAGUUGGUCCAAAUGGAUGGGUCAUGAAUUAAAAGAUGAAGGUGAAACAGCUGUUAAUCGUAUUCUUCGUGUCCAACACGAUCCAGUGGCCAUUCAACAAGAACUUGAACAACUUGAACAGGAAGGAUAUGCUCCUCGCCUUGUCUUUAUCGAUACAGGACUUGUCAAUGAGCUAAAUGAAGUGAAUCGUCGCAACUUUCUAGAUUUGUUUCAAGCUAUAGCUCAUUUUGAUGGCUAUAGAGCAGGGGAACUUAUGGUUGAGCGUUGUCGAUCCCCCGAGGUUGUGAUUCAACCAGAUGUAUUUGCCUUACGUAUGCAAAAUCUUAUUUUAGGGCUUAAACAAAGUACAUUUCAUUUAGGAACAGUCAAAAUUGGCAAUUUGUUACACGAAACGAUGAAUAUGGUGCGUUCACAUCAUGUUAAGAUGGAAGGAGACUUUAUCAAUGUUGUAGUUAGCAUUAUGUUACUUGAAGGAAUUGGAAGACAAUUGAAUCCAGAUUUGGAUUUAUUAAAGAAUGCAUUGCCUGUUUUAAGAGAUUACAGUUUGAAGGAAGGAAGAAAGGUAGCAAUGGAAGACCCUAAGGCGCCUUGGUUAAAAGUAUGGAUUUUCCUUGAACUUAGAGCUUAUCUUGGUCGUAAUAGUCGUGAUGAAGAAUGGUUAAAAUUAUGGUAA
This is a messenger RNA of Cokeromyces recurvatus, 1647 nucleotides long. Its product is annotated as ABC1 family-domain-containing protein. Gene Ontology annotation, biological process: protein phosphorylation. The record is from RefSeq and is a predicted model, not a curated record. Lineage: Eukaryota; Fungi; Mucoromycota; Mucoromycetes; Mucorales; Mucoraceae. The transcript has 3 exons. Gene Ontology annotation, molecular function: protein kinase activity; ATP binding. Gene Ontology annotation, cellular component: mitochondrion. Bases 1 to 1647 code for a protein of 548 amino acids.